Molecule: messenger RNA, 1086 nt
Organism: Magnolia sinica
Lineage: Eukaryota; Viridiplantae; Streptophyta; Magnoliopsida; Magnoliales; Magnoliaceae
Product: NAC transcription factor 29-like
Exons: 6
Coding region: 1-1086 (361 amino acids)
Biological process (GO): regulation of DNA-templated transcription
Molecular function (GO): DNA binding
Source: RefSeq, a predicted model, not a curated record
AUGAGUUUCCCUCCUGGCUAUAGAUUUGCCCCGACUGAUGCAGAAUUACUUGUUCAUUAUCUGAAAAACAAGAAUCUGGGUCAUCCUCUCCCUAUUGAUAUAAUCCCAGAAUGCAACAUCUAUAAGUACAAUCCCGACCAACUUUUAUGUGAUUUUUACAAUGGAAUGGGGAACGAGAUGUAUUUUUUUACGCAGCGGGAACGAAAGUGUGAGGGUGGGUCCCACCCAGAUAUCAAAGCGGCCAACGGAUAUUGGAAGGCCACCGGUGGAAAUACAAAAGUUACCGACGGAGAUAAAACAGUUGGUUAUAAGAUGAGUUUAAAAUUUCAUAAGGGAAAAGCACCCAAGGGAGAGAAAACUGAUUGGCUGAUGGAGGAGUAUAGGAUUGAUGAAGUGGAUCCUCCCUUGAUUACGAGUGUGAGUCAGACGACUGAGCGUGGGAAGAGGAAGAGAUUUAUCGGGAGCCAUGAUCACGGUAAAAAGAUGAGUGGAUUCGUUCUCUGCCGAAUCCACAAGAACAGAUGGACAGCUAAGAAGGCCGUUGAAGCCAGUUCUGAUCAAUCAACUUCAUCUAGGUACACUGCAUUCGACGUCUCCGAAAUUAUCAUAUUGAAUGAAAAUUUUCCAGACUGGGAAGAGGCCUGGCCAAUAACUACGACUAAUAUUCCCGAGCACCGACUGGGUUCGUUCCAGCCCCCUAUGCAAGAAUUUUGGAAAACUGAGUGGAUGGAAUAUAGGAUCGAUGAAGUCGAUCCUCCCUCGAUUACGAAUGCGAGUCAGACUGAGCAUGGGAAGAUGAAGAGAUUGGUUGGGAGCCAUGAUGAUCACAGUAAAAAGGCCAUACUGGCUACUAGCUCAGUGGUUAGAAAUGUUUCUAAUAACACAAAGCUGAUAAAGACCUGCAUGGACAAUUUAUACCAACCUCAGGCGGGAAUUGUUAUGGAGGCAGGUGGAUAUCUAGCUGAUUUCUCUACAAGCAACUACAACGAACCUCCUCAAGCACUAAAUACAUCUGGGUGCACUCCAUUCAACGACUCCGAAAUUCUCAUCUUGAAUGAAAAUUUUACAGACGGGGUGGAUGCCUAG